UGCAUGUUAUAUACCGGGGUGCGGUCUGCACAUUGCAUACCAGGACAGUAGUUUCUCUUUCUCUUCUUCAGGAGAAACUAGAGCUGGACUGAAAUGGGCUGAUGGGAAAAUUAUAAAAAAUGAGGUUGACAUGCAGGUCCUCCACCUCUUGGGGCCAAAGACGGAAGCUGACCUGGAGAAGAAGCCCAAGGUUCCUAAACAAAAGCCCCAAGAGAAUAUGAAGAAGGAAGAAGAUGUGGUUGGUGAGACUGAAGGCAAAUCUUUAAUGGAACAGCUCAGAGGGGAGGCCUUGAAGUUUCACAAAACCGGGGAGAACUAUAAAACAGAAGGCUAUGUGAUGACACCCAACACCAUGAACUUGCUGAAGAAACACCUGGAGAUCACUGGAGGGCAGGUGCGCACCAGGUUUCCCCCCGAGCCGAAUGGAAUCCUGCAUAUCGGUCACGCCAAAGCCAUCAACUUCAACUUUGGAUACGCCAAGUCCAAUGGCGGAAUCUGCUACCUACGUUAUGAUGACACCAAUCCAGAGAAGGAGGAGGAGAAGUACUUCACCGGCAUCCGCGACAUGGUCGAGUGGCUUGGGUACACGCCCUAUGCAGUGACCCACGCGUCUGACCACUUCCAAAAGCUGUACGACCUCGCAGUGGAUCUUAUUCGCCGGGGCCUCGCCUAUGUGUGUCACCAGCGUGUGGAGGAGCUGAAGGGCCACAGCCCUCCCCUGUCCCCUUGGAGGGAUCGGCCGAUUGAGGAAUCUCUGGUGCUCUUUGAGAGGAUGAGGAAGGGGGUCUUUUCUGAGGGGGAGGUCACGCUGCGGAUGAAAAUGAUCAUGGAGGAUGGGAAGCAGGACCCUGUGGCUUAUCGCAUCAAGUACACGCCGCACCACUGCACGGGAGACACGUG
Molecule: messenger RNA, 900 nt
Organism: Paramormyrops kingsleyae
Lineage: Eukaryota; Metazoa; Chordata; Actinopteri; Osteoglossiformes; Mormyridae
Source: RefSeq, a predicted model, not a curated record